This is a messenger RNA of Linum tenue, 1218 nucleotides long. Lineage: Eukaryota; Viridiplantae; Streptophyta; Magnoliopsida; Malpighiales; Linaceae. The record is from the annotation of a GenBank genome assembly.
AUGAAAGACCCAUCAGUCAAAGAAGAAGUGUCCCGGGUGCUCCAAGUGCUGGAAGCUCUCAAACAAGCAUCACACGACCUCCAAUCCCACCCGAAUCCCAACUCCGCCGCCAUGAAUCCCCUGCUCCAGCUCGAAACAGAGUCCGACGGGAUCCUGUCCGACGACCCGAACCUCUCCGCCCUCUCCCACCGUCUCGCCGAGCUCAAAUCGCUCGUCGACGAUUACAACCGCCGGUCCCCUAAUCGGAGCAGCAUCCGCAGCUUCUUGGCUCGCCGGGUUUCGACGCAUUCCAUCUCGAAAGUCGCCGGGUCGAUCGAGUCCGAAAUCCAGGCCUGGAUCGAUCGCGAGAGCGUCGAGAGCCUGGCCCGGUCGCUCAAGAAAGAACCACCUCCCGAGGGACAUGAAGAACAAGAAGAAGAAGAAGAGCUGGCGAGUCUAUUGGGUCAAUUUGAGAAUCGAAUUUCUCAAGGGUUCAACCGGGAGCUGCAGGAUUUGGUCCUGAAGGCGAGGGUAUUCGGGUCGUUGGGUCGGAUCCUCUGCGACCCGGGUCGGUCGAUUCGGAUCAGGGAGCUCUGCGCUUAUUGUAUCACUGCUCUCAUCGGGUUCAACAAGGACGUGUUCGCCGGAUUCCUCAUGGUGUCGCUGAUUCACGCGCUCGUUUCGUUGGGGACCUGGAAAUCGGUACGAUUGCUCUGCUCUCUGAUCAAAUUGAUCAGAUCGCCGCUCGUCGACGAAAUCGAGUACAGCGGCGAGAUCCCAAGAAUCAUUCGGCUGCUGGACUGUAAAGAUCAGGAGACGAAGGUUAUGGCGAUGGAUUGCGUGCUGGAAAUGGGGUAUUUUGGGAGGAAGGAAGCCAUCGACGCGAUGCUUGGAGAAGGGUUGAUCGAGAAGCUGGUGGAGCUGCAGAGAUCGGAAUUGGGCGGGGAUUUGAUCGGGAUGGAGAGGUUCGACUCUGACUCUGAAUUCGACUCUGAUUCCGACGGCGGCGGAGAAGGGAAGAAGAAGAAGAAGAGGAAGGAGAAGGGUUUUUUGGGGAGGCACCCGUUUGCGAGCUGCGUGGCGAGAUUCGCCGUGCAGUUGGAGGUCGGAGAAGGGCUGCGGCAGAGGGAGAAGAGGGCUCUGAAGCCGGAGAUUCUGCGGCGGGUGAAGGAAGGCUGCGUCUCCGACGCCGAAGCCGCCACCAUUGUCGCCGAAGUUCUCUGGGGAUCCUCGCCGUGA